AUGAGCUACCCCGAGCCUCUGCCGUUUCAACCGGGAGCAAAUUUUGGGGCAAAUCCAUUUGGAACUGUGCAGAAUGGCUCAGGAUUAUCGGGAGGAUCUAUUGGUCCUGGUUUUCUUCCAAGGAAUAUCGACAUCAGAGUACGAACAGGCUCAUUGCUGUCCCGGAGAGAGGCAGCUGGUUUACAGUUUCAAGGACCUGGUAUUCCUGUAUCUUCUACCAGUGGAAAUUCUGGUCAACAAGCUACCGUAGGACUAAAUGCAAAUACCUCUACCCAGGAUUCUGAAGUGCAGGCAAUUCCUAUCAGGACCAUGAUUGCUGCUGUUCCCGCUUCUGGUGAACGUGGUUCUGAUUCACCUCAUGGUUCAAUCGGAAUGGUAUACCCAGUUUUAGCUAGAGUUCAACAUGUAACUCCUGGAAAUUCAAAUGGCGCAAGUGCUUCUCAAGCAUCCGAGCAACAUCAUGGUCAGGAUACUGACACUGAACAACAAACAAUGUCUGAUUCUGCAACACAGCAGCAAAAUAUUGGAGACACUGGAGGAAAUGGCAGCGGUACAACUAGUGAAGCAUCCCACAGGCCAGGAUUCUCUGCGCAGAUCCAAAGUGGACUUGGAGAACUGCUGAGGACAAUAUUUCCAGGUGAGCAUAUUUUUGGUGACAGUGUUAGCCCACCUCGUGCUGGAGCAACCCAGGAUGCCAGUACUACUCCGGAGGCAGCAGAAACAGCAAGUCGUGAAGGGAUAUUUUUGUCUAAUAUACUCCAUCAGAUAAUGCCCAUUAUUCAAGAAAAUAGAGCUGCAGCCCCUACUGGAGGCGCAAACUCAUCUGAACCCCAGGCUGAUGAAAACCGAGAUCAAGGGGCUUCUUCUCGUCAGCGAGGUGGCCCUGAAUCGCAACCAAGUCCAAAACGCCCGAGGGUAUUAUUUUCUCCAUUCUUUCAGUUCAUCCUCAUUUUCUUCUCACCUCGCAUUGUCCCAAAGUUUUCUUUUACUUAG
Messenger RNA from Fraxinus pennsylvanica, 993 nucleotides. The record is from the annotation of a GenBank genome assembly. Lineage: Eukaryota; Viridiplantae; Streptophyta; Magnoliopsida; Lamiales; Oleaceae.